Monascus purpureus is the source of this 4517-nucleotide messenger RNA. NCBI's taxonomy places the organism in Eukaryota, Fungi, Ascomycota, Eurotiomycetes, Eurotiales, Aspergillaceae. The record is from the annotation of a GenBank genome assembly.
GUUCCAUGUUAGGGCUGGCAUUCCCAGGAAUACGCGGGCCAGCGUUGCGUGGGCAUAUGUUAUCACGUGAUCAUGAUGAGGACUGCGGCAGACCCAGGACUGCGCAGGGACGGGCAGUGCGACUCUGCGCCAACUUUAACCUCGCCGUCCUUAAAUCCUUUCCCCUCCUCCCUAAUCCCGUCUGUCCUGUUUGUAUUGCUGUUGUUGCGGCCGUCUUUCCCUCGUCCGUCUCGUCUCGCCCUUCUGGCCUCUGUGUUCUGUCGAGUGUGGCAUCGCCUCCCUCUUCUUACUCAUCCCGCCCCCCGUGUUGUGCCGACUUGGGCGUGGCUGGCAAUUCCCAAGCACCAUUCCCGUCUGCAUCGUGCGCGCCUCUUUGUCGUGCUGAUCCUUCCACCCCGGUCCGGCCUAUUGCGCAUUUUCACAUCUUGUACCUGGCGCAUAUCCUUCGCCUUUUUUUUCCUCCUUCGCCUUUUGCUGGCUUUCGUCCUCCUACUCCUUUUCCUCCUCAUCCGCCUCUGUGUCUCCCCGACCGCUGUCCUACGCCAACGUGAAGUGAGGCGGGUCCUUCCGAACGGACUAACUUUCGGCCUUUCCUCCCUGCGAGUCACUUUCGCGACUCUCCAGUUUCUAGCUCUCUCUUCUGGUGAUACACUUUCUUUUUUUUCUCUCAUUUGGCCGCUCUGCUGCGACACCUUUAGAGAGCUCGGUCUUUGCCUUAUCGGCGGCGUGCCCGUCGUGUUCUUUUGGUUUGAAAAAGGCUCCACGACCCCGAUCCCGAUCAUCGGGUCACGCCUUUUUCUCCUUCAAGCCCAACCUUCCCUCCCCUCCGUCCAGCGCGUUUCGCUAUUCCCCUUCUAAGGUGGGCUCUCGUUACCGCUGUACGGUGGAUGAGCGUUGGAAUUGUCAGCUUUUCUUUUUCCGCGUUCUACUCUGACGACAAGCAUAAGAAACGGUGGCUGGGCAUCUAGUCGCCACUAUGAACCACAUGAAUGUAGUUGGGAUGAACCCCGGAGCAGGAGGCCCCGUCGGUGGUGUCCCCAUGAUGAGUAACGGCUCGAUGCUUCCUCGCAAUGAUGGGAACCCGAAUAACGGCCCCGAAAGUGUGAUUAACAACCUGAAUACAUAUAUUUACGACUACUUUUUGAAACGAGGCUAUUACGACUGUGCCAGGGCUCUUGUGCAAGAUGAGUCGAUCAAGCUCAACACAGAACCCAAUCAUAAGACGAGUCCUGGUCAUCGUCGCGAUGGUGAAGUGAACGGCGUUGAUAACGACGCGAUGAUGACUGACGCUAAGGACGGAGACAAACCGAAAAUUCCAGAUGAUCUCCCACGGCCGAGCCUUUCCAGUGAAAGUCAACAGUCAUCCUUCCUCCUGGACUGGUUUAGUCUUUUCUGGGAUUUCUUCUGGGCCCAGCGGAAGAAGGGAAACAGUAACGAUGUUAGACAGUACCUCCAACACACCCAGAACUUGAUGCGCCUCAAAGAACAGCAGCACAAUAACCUAUUCCGCCAACAACCUAUGAUGCCUGCGCAGAUGGGCCAACUCCCCAUGCGUCGGAACAUGGUUCCUAACUUGCAGAAGACUGUGCUGCAAAAUAAUACGCCUGGCUUCUCCCAGCAACAACUUGCGCAGUUCCAGAAAAACCAAGUCAUGAUGCAGCAAAUGCAAAGAGAACAUUCGGAUAUGGAUAUGAAUGGUCAUCGCCCACAAUCACCUGCGUCCGCUGAAACUGCCCCGUCUCCAUCGAAACGACCUCGACUAGAAGGUGCUCAUAUGAAUGGACAGCAAUUGGCGCCUAACGGACGCGGCCAGGGACAAACUGUUCCCGGUCAGCCAAACCCGCAACAGGCACUGCUGAUGCGGAGUGGCAUAGAUCCUCGAGCAAUGAAUCCCGCUCAGUUCCAAGCAUUCCAGCAGUCAAAUCCGGCUGCACAGCAGAAAUCCAUUCAGGUAUAUGCUCAGAACCUGGCUCUCCAUCACUCCCGCUCAGCGUUGAAUAACCAGGGCAUGCCAAAUGGUCUGAUGAAUCCCGGUGUCAUGCCGAACCAGGCCGAUCUGGUCCCUAUGCCAGACGGCCAGGGUAUGUACCCGAUGGGGGAUUAUUAUGGCGCGAACGGACAGCAGCUGGCCCAGCUUCGGGCCGGAGUGCAAACACCGGGGGGUCAACACGGCAAUCACGCUCUCCAGGAUUACCAAAUGCAGCUCAUGCUUCUCGAACAACAAAAUAAACGGCGCUUGAUGAUGGCACGACAGGAGCAGGACAGCAUCACACGGGACGGUCAGCCGCCAGUUCCUGGACAGCCUAUGCCGCCAGGAGCCAUGCAGGGCAACAGAACCGGCACUUCUCCUAAUCCGGGCGAUCAGAUCAAACGCGGCACGCCGAAGAUGCCUCAGGCGGGUCUUCCUGGUUCUCCAAGUGCUGGGGAGCCUCUUACACAGAACCGUGGUUCUCCUGCCGCUAUGAAUUUUAAUGGUACACAAAUGCCUCCCGAAAUGUCUGCUCCUGCCUUCUUUGUAAAAGGCCCCGAGGGCAUGGUAGGUCCGAAUGGUAUGCGACCACCAAGUUCAAAUCCUCCGGGCGGUUAUAGUGGUCCUCAGAUGAAUCAACCGAUCCCGGCACCUGGUAAUCGGAUGCCCGGUGCCAAUUGGCAGGCACAGCAGCAAGGCCCUCAGGGCCAGGCGAUGCCACCGCAGCAGUCGCCGGUGAAUCAUCAGCAACCCACAGGUACACAAGAGCGGGCUGCUAUGCCCCCUCCCCAGGCUCCGACGGCGGCAGGAGCCGGUGCAGGCCGAGCAUCUCCCCAAACGGGAGCUGCCGCGCCUCCCACGCCACAGCAGGCAAACAAACCCGCGCCAAAGAAGAAGGAAACCAAAGACAGUAGAAAGCGGCCUUCAAAGAAGGCAACUGCUGCGGCUAACGCGAAUACCGCGGCCACUCCCUCCUCCGAAGCAGAACCUCCUCCAACCCCGACACCUUCGACCCCGAUUACUUCUCAGAAUCCCAACUCGUUCAACAAAACCGCCGGUAACGCGACAAGUGCCCCUCAGCAGCCAACCUCUGCGCCUGCUCCGCAAUCGUUGGUGCAACAGCCUGACCAGAACCAACCAGCAUUCAAUGACCUUAACCUCCCUGAUACAUCGUCUUUCAAUCUUGAUUUCAGCACUCUAGAGAACUCGGAUAUUCUGGAAAACUUCGACUUCGAUACCUUCCUAAAUACUGAUGAUACCACUUCGUUUGGAUUCGAUCCAAGCCUUACUUAUUCCGCAGAUGGUGUUGAAACUGGCGCAGGAGAAGGCCUGUAAUCAAAUCUUUUCCUUGAUCAUUGUUCACUUACCUUUCUUCAUUUUUAAACAUUAUAUUAUACCCUAGUCCUUGUUUCAUAUAUUUCUUAUUACACUUUGGCCUCUCAGCUUCCUAUUUCCUCAGUUUGCUCCUCUGUUUCUCUUCAUUUCACUUCUUCCCCCUCUCCUUCCUUCUCUGUGGACUUUUUUGGUACCAUUUAACUAUUAUUGAUAUUCUUUUCCCGCUUUCCUCUUGUUUUCUCUCUUCCCAUUUGGUGCGUCAACGACUGGUUGGAUAAGUGUCGUGUUGUGAAAUUGGCGUUGGUGCGUCCUUGCAUAUCUCUUUCCCGCCACCCGUUGCGAGCUAGCGAACAAGUUUGUUUUGCUACAUGUCUGUUGCCGCAGUGCCAUCACUGCUAUGGUUCUGUUUUUUCUCGAUCAAGUUACUCUUUUGGCUCAGCAGUACUUAGGCUUUCUAUCGUUUAAUACUUGGGGUUAUCUCAGGACGUGGCUUCUUUCCGUCCUUUUUUCUUUCUUCUCAAUACGAUGCCUGAUGCCUGUACGAUGCUACCAGUGCAUUAAUCCGGUAUUUAUUGGGCUCCUGGAAAUAGGUAUGUGCGAAUUGGGUGAAAAUGAAUAGGGGUGAUGUCUAUUUGAUUUAUUCCAUCCUACAUUCCCUUUUCCUUUAAUGUCUUUUAUGCCAUGGGCACACACAUGGGCACACAUAAUACGCCGGGAACACAGCGCUACUGAGUAGUUUUCUCAGAUUAGGUUUGUUUAGUUUUAUCAUUGCUAUGCAUUGGGUAUGUUAAUGAAUGAUGGCGCAACGUACAGCGACGGGUUUAGUACUGGCAACAUAAUAUGCUAUGUAAACUAUUAUCAUGAUCAUGUACAUGUACGAUUUUUUAAUUAUUUCUUUGCUUUUUUGCAAUGCUUUCAUGUAUGAUCAUUUAUUUACUGUCUAUUAUGAUAUUCCAUACUCCAUUCUGUGCCUUGGACGCAUCUUAUCUUAUUGUGAUUCUGGCAAGUCAUUCUCUUUAGUUUUAUUCAUCUCAUUUCCCUAUCGUCAAUUCCAUGUUUCGAUUAUAUUCGAUGGGGCUAAUAAUUCCCGGGUUCUGUUGAAUCAAAAGCGGCGGCAAUGUAAUGUCUUUUCUCGACAUGGUUACUCCUACAUCGUUCCAGUUUCCCUUUCCAUGUUGCUUGAUUCAACUAUUGGUUAUGGGGUUGCUAGUCA